UAGUGUGAACGGGACGGGAGACAUAACGGGAGCGGAGCAGCUGUUGCCUGCUAAUUGGAAAAUUAAACACAAAAAUUGUGAGUUUCGUGUGGAGUUUGGCCAAGUGAAAAGGGACGGCGGCGGCACUUACGACGCCACAAGAAAAAUCACAGGCAGUGGCGAAACGACACUCCAAAGUAUUUGUGACACAAUCGGUGAACACUCUCGCACACACACACCCACACACACUCGAGUGCAAAAGAGACGGCAAGGGAGCGAGGGGCAACUCAAGAGUUCAACAAAAUUUCCAGUUUUUCCGUCGCGUUCAACACACAACAAAUAAUGCAAGUGCAGUAUGCCGACGAGUGACGAAGAAGCGACAAUGUCCACGGUGCGCCUGCCCAUUGUGGGCAUGACCUGCCAGUCGUGCGUGCGCAACAUUCAGGAGCACAUUGGUCAGAAGUCCGGAAUCCUGGGCGUACGCGUCGUUUUGGAGGAGCAGGCGGGCUACUUCGACUACGAUCCAGGCCAGACGGAUCCCGCCCAGAUAGCCAGCGAUAUCGACGACAUGGGCUUCGAGUGCAGCUAUCCAGAGUCGGGGGCGGGGGCGGUGUCGGACACAAAUCCAAUCCCCUCCAGCGCCUGGACGAACAUCCGGGUGGUGGGCAUGACCUGCCAGUCGUGCGUGCGCAACAUCGAGGGCAACAUCGGCACCAAGCCCGGCAUCCGGUCCAUUGAGGUGCAGCUGUCGGCCAAGAAUGCCCGCGUCCAGUACGAUCCCGCCCAGUAUGAUCCCGCCCAGAUAGCCGAGCUCAUCGACGACAUGGGCUUCGAGGCGUCCGUGGAGGAAUCCGUACAGCCCAGCCAAUCGCCCGCCCGCGCCUCAUCACCCAAGAAAAGUAGUGCUCCUCCUCCUCCAGUGGCUCAAAAUGGUUCGGCGGUGGCCAUUCCGAUUGAGCAAGAGUUCCUCACCAAGUGCUUCCUGCACAUUCGGGGGAUGACCUGCGCCAGCUGUGUGGCGGCCAUCGAGAAGCACUGCAAGAAGAUCUACGGCCUGGACAGCAUCCUGGUGGCCCUGCUGGCCGCCAAGGCCGAGGUCAAGUUCAAUGCGAAUGUCGUCACCGCGGAGAACAUCGCGAAAUCCAUCACAGAGCUGGGCUUCCCCACGGAACUCAUCGAUGAGCCGGACAACGGCGAGGCCGAGGUGGAGCUGGAGAUCAUGGGCAUGACCUGCGCCUCCUGCGUCAACAAGAUUGAGAGUCAUGUGCUCAAAAUAAAGGGCGUUACCACCGCCUCCGUUACACUGCUAACAAAAAGAGGUAAAUUCCGCUACAGCACUGAGGACACGGGUCCACGGAGCAUCUGCGAGGCGAUCGAGGGGCUGGGUUUCGAGGCCAAGCUGAUGACUGGAAGGGACAAGAUGGCCCACAACUAUCUGGAGCACAAGGAGGAGAUCCGGAAGUGGCGCAACGCCUUCCUGGUCUCACUGAUCUUCGGCGGUCCCUGCAUGGUGGCCAUGAUCUACUUCAUGCUGGAGAUGGACGACGUGGGACACGCGAACAUGUGCUGCAUCGUGCCUGGGUUGUCGAUGGAGAAUCUGGUGAUGUUCCUGCUCUCCACACCGGUGCAAUUCUUCGGUGGCUUCCACUUCUACGUGCAAUCCUAUCGGGCGAUCAAACACGGCACCACGAACAUGGAUGUGCUGAUCUCGAUGGUCACGACCAUCUCGUACGUGUACUCCGUGGCCGUGGUGAUCGCAGCCGUAUUGCUGGAGCAGAACAGCUCGCCCCUCACCUUCUUCGAUACGCCGCCCAUGCUGCUGAUCUUCAUUUCCCUCGGUCGCUGGCUGGAGCACAUUGCGAAGGGCAAGACCUCGGAGGCGCUGUCCAAGUUGCUCUCCCUCAAGGCUGCCGAUGCCCUGCUGGUGGAGAUCUCGCCGGACUUCGAUAUCAUCAGCGAGAAGGUGAUCUCCGUGGACUAUGUACAGCGCGGCGAUAUCCUGAAGGUGAUACCGGGAGCCAAAGUUCCCGUGGACGGCAAAGUCCUGUACGGUCACUCCAGUUGCGAUGAAUCGCUGAUCACGGGCGAAUCCAUGCCGGUGGCCAAACGGAAGGGAUCCGUAGUCAUCGGCGGCUCCAUCAACCAGAAUGGAGUGCUCCUGGUGGAGGCCACGCACACGGGUGAGAAUACAACGCUGGCGCAGAUCGUGCGUUUGGUGGAGGAGGCGCAGACCAGCAAGGCGCCCAUCCAGCAGCUGGCCGAUCGGAUUGCCGGCUACUUUGUCCCCUUCGUGGUGGUGGUGUCCAGCAUCACGCUGAUUGCCUGGAUCAUCAUUGGCUUCUCCAAUCCCAAUCUGGUGCCCGUGGCCAUGGAGCAUAAGAUGCACAUGGACCAGAACACCAUCAUCGUUAGCUAUGCCUUCAAGUGUGCCUUGAGUGUGCUGGCCAUCGCGUGUCCCUGUGCCCUCGGCUUGGCCACGCCCACUGCCGUGAUGGUGGCCACUGGAACGGGAGCGAUCAAUGGUGUGCUGGUGAAAGGAGCUACUGCACUGGAGAAUGCCCACAAGGUAAAGACUGUGGUCUUCGACAAGACCGGCACCAUAACGCACGGCACCCCGAUGACCAGCAAGGUCACCCUGUUCGUCCAAGCACAGGUCUGCAGCCUGGCCCGAGCUCUGACGAUCGUGGGAGCCGCCGAGCAGAACAGCGAGCAUCCGAUCGCCUCCGCCAUUGUGCAUUUCGCCAAGGAUAUGCUGAACGUGGGCGCAACUCCCCAGGGCGGUAGCUUUGGCAAGAGCAGCCACUUCCAGGCCGUGCCCGGCUGUGGCAUCCGCGUCACCGUAUCCAACUACGAGCAAACGCUGCGGCAGGCCUGCAACGCGGAACGCAUCAUCAACUAUGAGAACCUGCACCGCGACCAUCCACUGGGAUCCGUGUCGGUGGACAAUGGAGCCAGCAUCGAGCACUUGCUGCCGCAGCACAGUGUUCACAAGUCCAUGGAACUGAACCAACAGCAGUUGCUCUCCGACUUGGUCUUGGAGCAGGAUGAGCAGCUCGUCACGGACCAGAAGAUCAUCGAUGGCCCCGAGAUACUGGUGCUCAUCGGCAACCGGGAGUGGAUGCAGCGCAACGCCAUCGAGGUGCCGCUGGAGAUCAGCGAUUGCAUGUCGCACGAGGAGCGGAAGGGACACACCGCCGUGCUGUGCGCGCUCAACGGGCAGCUGGUGUGCAUGUUUGCCGUGUCGGACAUGGUCAAACCGGAGGCCCACCUCGCCGUAUACACGUUAAAAAAGAUGGGCAUCGAUGUGGUGCUGCUGACGGGAGAUAACAAGAACACGGCUGCCAGCAUAGCACGAGAGGUUGGCAUCAGAACGGUGUACGCGGAGGUGCUGCCCUCGCACAAGGUGGCCAAGAUCCAGCGGAUCCAGGCCAACGGCAUCCGCGUGGCCAUGGUGGGCGAUGGGGUCAACGACAGUCCGGCGCUGGCGCAGGCGGAUGUGGGCAUCACGAUUGCAGCGGGCACGGACGUGGCCGCCGAGGCCUCGGACAUUGUGCUGAUGCGCAACGAUCUGCUGGAUGUGGUGGCCUGCCUGGACUUGUCCCGCUGCACGGUGCGUCGCAUCCGCUACAACUUCUUCUUCGCCAGCAUGUACAAUCUGCUGGGCAUUCCGCUGGCCUCUGGGUUGUUUGCUCCCUACGGCUUCACCCUACUGCCGUGGAUGGCAUCCGUGGCCAUGGCCGCCAGUUCGGUGAGCGUGGUGUGCUCCUCGCUGCUGCUGAAGAUGUACCGCAAGCCGACGGCAAAGACGCUGCGUACGGCGGAGUACGAGGCGCAGCUGGCGGCGGAACGGGCCGGUGGCUCCGAAUACGAGCUGGAUAAGUUGUCCCUCCAUCGGGGCCUGGACGAUCUGCCCGAAAAGGGCAGGAUGGCCUUCAAACGGUCCACCAAUUCGCUUAUAUCGCGCAUUUUCAUGCACGGCAACGGGGGCGUCACGUCGCCGGAUGCCAAACACGAGGAGGGACUGCUGGAUCCCGAGGAGCAGUACGAUGGCCGCACCAAGAUCGUGAGGAGUCGCUACCAUGCCAAUGACAGCACCGAACUGCAGAAGCUGUGAGCUCAACGAUGGCAACAAUCAAGCAUCCACAAUCCAACCGAGGACCUCAAAACGACAAAUUUUCAGUAAAAUUGUUAGCGGGCUUUAAAUUGAACUAGUAAGAGAGCGAAUUAUAAAAUCUAUGUACAUAUUUGCAGAUUGAUUAUUUUGACAAAGAACAAGUAGUAGGAUACCAGGGUUAUCUUUGAUAUAUUCGCAGUUAUAAUAUAAUUUUGUAUAUCUCACAUAAGCAAAAGUCAAAGGGAGGUUUUUAUACGAAAAGUAUUCUCAGUAUGUAAAUAUAGCUCAAACAGAAAAUAUUUAAUAAAUAUUUUAAGUACACUUUCUUGAACUACUGAGAUGCAUUUUUACAUUAAAAUACCUCCUUAUUUAUCUUUUCUUAUUUUGAGGAUAACAAGCUUAAUAUUUCAUUGAAAGGAAAAUAUCACAGAUUUCGUUAGGCCACUACUAAUUCUAGGAUUUUUGUUAUAUGGCAGGAUUUUCUAUUUUUCUAGACCCGCAAACGCACCGUCCCCUUCUUAUCCUUCUUUUUUUUAAUAAGAAACUCAAAACAUUUAUAAGCGUUUUUUGUUUUAUAGAUCCGUUUUCUUUUCCCGAUUUAUUAUGCUUAUCAUUAUUAUUAUUAUUGUAUACAAACGUUUUUUUUUGUGUUAUGAUCGAUCGUAAGUUAAAUAUUAUUAUUAAGUUCAACUGAACAAAGGCAAACGAGUCGAAGAUCUGGAGACAAAGCAAGACAUCAACCAUCAUUGAACUAUUGUUACUUAUUGUUAAUACGCAUUAUCAUAUAUCCACAUACGCAAAGGUAAAAUAAAUCAAAACCAAAAGACGAAAAUCGAACAACUUGACCCUUCUUGAGGAGUCACUGACCCCAUAUCGGCUUUAAUCCUUAUUUGUGCAGUCCGGAGGAGGACGUACACUUGUAAAACAAUUGGGCACAACUGUAAAACAAAGGGAAAAACAUUCUUAUAUCUUUAUAACUUUAGUGUUUAUAUACAAAACGCAUUGUUAUUGUACAUAUGAAUAAAACAAAAAAAACCGGAGAGAGGAAACCCCCAUACUAGCAAAUUGCAA
Molecule: messenger RNA, 5164 nt
Organism: Drosophila rhopaloa
Lineage: Eukaryota; Metazoa; Arthropoda; Insecta; Diptera; Drosophilidae
Gene: ATP7
Product: copper-transporting ATPase 1
Exons: 4
Coding region: 335-4093 (1252 amino acids)
Biological process (GO): copper ion homeostasis; monoatomic cation transport
Cellular component (GO): perinuclear region of cytoplasm; membrane; trans-Golgi network
Molecular function (GO): copper ion binding; ATP binding; ATP hydrolysis activity
Source: RefSeq, a predicted model, not a curated record